Molecule: messenger RNA, 953 nt
Organism: Aspergillus sclerotioniger CBS 115572
Lineage: Eukaryota; Fungi; Ascomycota; Eurotiomycetes; Eurotiales; Aspergillaceae
Exons: 1
Coding region: 238-846 (202 amino acids)
Biological process (GO): tRNA-type intron splice site recognition and cleavage; tRNA splicing, via endonucleolytic cleavage and ligation
Cellular component (GO): tRNA-intron endonuclease complex
Molecular function (GO): nucleic acid binding
Source: RefSeq, a predicted model, not a curated record
UUUUUUUCCGCCCCGCCCCAUUCAUUCUUCCAAUUCUUCAGUAUUCACUAUUCAUUUCCUGUGUUUCACUGGAGUCCAGGCCAGCCUGAUCGAGCUUGAACCAUUGGCGCAGUCACAGACUAACCCCAAUUAGAUCCUCUAAUUUCACGCCAUCUACGGAGUACUCUAAAAUCAAAACAGAAACUAUCCUCUCCAAUCCCAUCUAUCCCCAUCACACGAACCACAAAAAUCGCAGCCAUGGCCACCACAAUACCACCAACGCAAUCCAACACCCUCGAACCCUCCGCCCUAACAACCCUCCUCUCCUCGACCCCCCCCUCAACACCUCUCUCCGCAAGCACAAUCCAAAUCCUCCACAACCUCCAACACCAACACCUCUGGACCUCCCUCCGCGUACACGACCUCCACCUCCCCAGCCCCGACACAAAUACACCCAGCGAACCCCUCUACCUCAUUUCCGGCAUCCCCCCACACCACGUCUACACUCAUCCAGAUGAGCAGCUAUUCAUGCUCGAGCGCGGUCUGCGCGAUGAGGACGUCGAGCUAGAGCGCAUGUUCGUGUUGCCCACCGUGGAGGGCCAGUCGUGGAGUUUGCGCAAGAUGGCGGGCGUGUUUGAUUCGUUGCCCGAGGGGGGUGCGGAUGAGGCGAAUAGGGAGGUGGAGGUGGAGGGAGAGAAGGCGGAUAAGUUGAGGGAGUAUUAUGAGUAUCGGGAGAAGGAAAGGGCGACAAGGGAGUGGGGUGGGAAGAGGUUGUUGUUGGCUAUGGUGGAUAGGCAGAUGGGAGGCGAUGGCACGGUCGUGUACUAUGUCGUGCAUGAUGGUGCGGUCAAGCCGAGGCAGAAUUAAGGUGGCUACACUGGGCCAGUGGGAGCAGCUUACAACAAGUCCUCCAAUUUCUCAGUCAAAUCGAAUAUAUACACGGAGACAGCAACAAGAUUGGCCGGGCCAAUUUC